AUGUCAAAACCACCUGAAUCGCGCCGAGGUUGUCGACACUACAUGGGCAGAGUACACGAUCUGGAAAAACUCAAUCUCGAAAUAUUCCGUGCGUGUUAUAACCUUUGAGGUAAAUUAAUCGACAAAAUAAAAGUAUCUUCGUUGUAUCCUGAUUCCACUGCUGCGUGGGCAUUUUGAUUUCAUGUUUGUACUUUGGAGUGAACUUUUCUCUGCAGUUAGCUACCCUUGCGCUCAGUAGUGCAGUGCCCAUUCAUGCUGGUAGCUCAGAUUAAAUUUUGCUAAUAUGCUGCUGCUACGUUUUUUACGACGGUACUUGCACCUGUCGAAUGGAAAGAACUAGCAUUGCUGCCAUUUAGCUGUCUAGGUUAGGGGAAGCGCCUAUAGCAGAACAAGAUUUUGCAAUCACUGGCACUGCGCAAGAAUCCGUCACACCUACUGUGUAUAUUUGAGUUUAGCAUCUCCGGGACCCCUAAAAUGAGUAGACACCAAAAUGGGGAGGAGUACAGGAACCCAACAGAGGUGAAGAAGAGCCAGAUAGUGAUGCCCUGCCAUGCCAACCACCGCCAGGAGCUCAGCGUGGGAGAGCUGCUCAAAUGGAUGGACUCUACAGCCUGUCUGUCAGCUGAAAGGCAUGCUGGGUGUCCCUGUGUCACUGCCUCGGUCGACGACAUCCACUUUGAACACACUAUUGGGGUUGGACAGGUGAUCAACAUCAAGGCCAAAGUCAAUCGAGCUUUCAACACCAGCAUGGAGGUUGGCAUCGUGGUGAGCUGUGAAGACCUGUUCAGCGAUAGCCACUGGAGGGUGUGUCAGGCGGUUGCCACGUUUGUCAGCCAGCGCACCACUGGAGGGAAGGUGCAGCUGCGUCCGUUGGUCCCCUGUACACAGGCGGAGCAGGUGGAGCACAGUCUAGCAGCCGAGAGGAGGAGGAUGAGGCUCGUCCACUCUGAUAUCAUGAAGGACCUGCUCACCAACAAGGCCUUCCAACAAGUGGAGGUCCAGGAGGCUGAGAAGGCGGUGCCAGCAGAGAGGACACGGGUGGAGAGUGUUGAGUUGGUUCUUCCUACUCAUGCCAACCACCAGGUCAACACGUUUGGAGGACAGAUCAUGGCCUGGAUGGAGAACGUGGCCACCAUCGCUGCAAGUCGUCUGUGUAACGCCCACCCCACCCUGCAGAGCAUAGACAUGUUCCAUUUCAGGGGUCCCUCACACGUGGGCGACCGGCUGGUCCUCAAAGCCAUCGUCAACAAUGCAUUCAAGAACAGCAUGGAGGUGGGCGUGUGUGCGGAGGCUUAUCAGGGGGAGGAGCCUCUGAGACACAUCAACAGCGCCUUCAUGACCUUCGAAGUCCGCGACCGGGAAGGCAAGCCGUGCAUGUUGCCAAGGAUACGACCCGAACCGCUGGAGGGAAGGAGACGUUACCAGGAGGCCAUCGCUAGAAACAAGAUCCGACUCGACAGGAAGUACAUAAUAUCCUGCAAGCAGACAGAGGUGCCCUUAUCUGUCCCGUGGGACCUCAGCAACCAGGUGUACCUCAGCUACAACAACGUGUCUGCUCUGAAGAUGCUGGCCGCUAGAAACAACUGGUUGUUAAACUCUGAGAAAAACAAGGUGAGCCUGUACACCCUGGAGGAGAAGCAGGUGUUGAGUUUUAAGGUUGAGACGGAGGUAGACAUCCCAGCUGAGAGGGCCUUUAUGCUGCUCUCUGACUUAAGCAAGAGAGUGGAGUGGGACCCAAACUACGAGAGGUGUGAGCUGAUUCUUAGGGUGGACGAUGAUGACUUUCUGUACCGCGUGGUGACUCCCUCCAUAGGCCAGGAUGGGGCCAGUAACAGCCCUUCAGCCAAUCAGGGAGGGAAGGUCCAGGACUUCAUCCUCCUGGCCUCCAGGAGACCACCGUGUGACAGCGGGGACCCUUAUGUUAUUGCUCUGCGUUCAGUCACUCUACCCACACACCCUCCUACAGAGGGCUACAACAGGGGAGAGGUGCUUUGUGCCGGCUUCAGCAUCCUGGAGGUCUCCAAAAAUAUCUCCAAGAUCUCCUACUUCAACCAGGCGUCUCCCGAGGUCCUGCCCUACAUCUCCACAGACAUCGCCGGGCUCUCUUCCAGCUUCUACGGCAUCUUCUGCGCCUGUAACACCUUCCUCCAGGAGAACAGGGGUGACCAUGCCUCCACCCCCCAGUCCCAACCACCCUCCUCUACACUAAAAAGUACACAACUGUAACGCCUUAUCCUUCACCACCCUGACCCCCCUCGCCCUUGAUGACUAUUGUACUGAUCGAUUGAUCACACUGUCGUUAGACGAUCUGAUUAUCUUCAACUGUUUAUUUUAUUAGAAUGGUUUAUGUAAGGAGCCUAAUUCCCAGAUUUGUUUGUGCAGUCUUGCCAACUCCUAUGGUCAUUGACAAUGAUCAUGAAUGUAGGAGUUAGCAAAACAGAUCUGGGACCAGGCUAUAAUGAAAAGAGGAUUUUUGGAGCAUCCUACAGUGAAAUGUGGUUUGAACAGGACUCAAUCCAGCACCUGGAAAGUUUUUGUGGCUGUGAGUAAUUAUGAUUGCCCCUUAAAGCACUUAGUCUCCAUCCACUCCCCACCUGUGUUCAUUAGAUUGACACCCAACCGCCUGUGACCUGGCUCAACCCUGCCCAGAACACUGGCCUCUUCACACACUAAGCUGAUCCAUGUUGACAACAAGGAUUAUUAGUGUGGAAAACUAGGUUUUUCUUUUUGAACAAUGUUCCAAUCAUAACUUGUGAAAAAUAUGAGACAAUGUUUGAAAUCAUUAUUAAAGUAUUUCAAUUUUUCCAGAGAAAGAAUACCAAGAAGGGCUCUUUUAUUUGACAAUAAAGGGUCAGAAUUGCAUUUCAUAUGUCGGAUAUGUUUUAUUAAUUCGUUUUUUAUGACAAGGCUAUUAAAUGUUUCACUUUACACAAGAUAUUGUUAUCUAAGAUACAAUAUUGUAUCUUAAACUAAGGCGAUUUAAAAAAAGGGGGGAUAUAUUGAAAAGUUAAUAGAAAAUACAAAAGAGUUGUGUCACGUCCUGACCAGUAUAAGGGUUAUUUGUUAUUGUAGUUUGGUCAGGACGUGGCAGAGGGUAUUUGUUUUAUGUGGUUCGGGGUGGUGUUUUUGUAGAAGGGUAUUUGA
Molecule: messenger RNA, 3144 nt
Organism: Salmo salar (Atlantic salmon)
Lineage: Eukaryota; Metazoa; Chordata; Actinopteri; Salmoniformes; Salmonidae
Product: acyl-coenzyme A thioesterase 11
Biological process (GO): acyl-CoA metabolic process
Cellular component (GO): cytosol; cytoplasm
Molecular function (GO): lipid binding; long-chain fatty acyl-CoA hydrolase activity
Source: RefSeq, a predicted model, not a curated record